AAACUAACAUUGUUCUAUGCAUAAUAAUUAAUCUGUGACUCAAACAUUCCGCAAAGUUUAAAAAAAAAAAAUGAUUCUAGUAAGCCUUUGAAAUUUUGAUAAAGUUCAUUUGUUUAUUUAAAUUUUUUCUCCAAGCAAAGGUAGAGAUAGAACAGGUGAUUCACGUUGAAAUAUCACGAAAAAUGAUGAAUAGCAGCACUAAUAAUGGAGCAGGUGAUAACAACCAGUCACAACAACCUCAGAUCGACAAGACAAAACUUAUUGUCAACUAUAUCCCUCAAUUUUCGACUGAAGAAGAUAUUGGUCAAAUUUUCAAGCAAGUUGGAAAGGUAGAAAGUAUAAAGAUAAUGAGGGAUUUCAAGACAGGUUACAGUUAUGGAUUUGGAUUUGUGAAGUAUUCUACUCCGGAGGAAGCAGCCAAGGCUAUUGAAGUCAUUAAUGGAAUGUCAUAUAAGAAUAAACGUUUGAAGGUUUCCUAUUCACGACCUCCAGGCACAGACAUGAGAGAUUCUAAUUUAUAUGUUACAAACCUUCCUAAAGAUGUUACUGAACAAGAUAUUGACCAGAUGUUCAAUCCUUUUGGAGAAAUUGUUCAACGUACAGUUUUGAAAGAUAAAAUAACGGGUAUGCCUAGAGGUGUAGCUUUUGUGCGUUUCUCAAAAGGGGAGGAGGCCCAGAAUGCUAUUGCUAACUUGGACGGUAAGAUGUUGGAUAAGGCGAUAUUUCCACUAAGCGUAAGGGUAGCUGAAGACCAUGGCAGGCAGAAGGCUCAAUAUAUUGAUGUGUGGAAUCCUUUUAUGUAUAACAGGGUGUAAAGGAAGGUCAACUGAUAAAUCGAAAGAAUGACAAUGACUUACCUUAUUCAUCAGUUCUUUCGCUAGGAAUGUUGCCCUUCCGUGGGAUCAUGCCCUUUAGGGAUAUGCCGAUGAACAUGUCAAGAGGAAAUUUCCCCAACCGCUUUGGCCGUUUCAAUAACAUCAGAAACAUGGCGGCGGGCGACAGUUUUCUGCAGACUCCCUUCUAUUUUUAGACCAGAGAGGGGGACGAUGCGGCUCAAGAAGUUUUAGAAUUUUUGUUCCCAUCGUCUUUGGUCUGCUUAAAUAUUCGUUUUUUUCUUUUUUCUCAUGGGCUGUCAUGUGAGAGCUGGCCAGAGAAAUGUACCGAAGAGCCUUUGGAAUUCUCCGCACAUUUGAUUCAUAAAACAUAUUCGGAACAUCUCCCUGGUUUCCCACUAAGGAGCCCACUUUGUUAUUUUGACUUUUCAAAUUAGUUUUUUUUUCAUGUUUUUGACUAUGCUUUUUUUUCUGUUCGAGUUGAGAUUUUCGAAUUGUUGUUUUUCCAUGAGGUUUUUUUUAAGCAGGCCGAGACCUAGUUUGAUUUUAAUCGAUUUUUUUACUGUCACAUAAAAGACUGUUUUAUUUUAUUCAAAGCGAUUUUUUAUACAGAAUUUUCUACCUAUUUAUAUGAAUCGAUUAGUAAUUUUAUAAUUAUUAGUAUAAACUAUAUUAACAAUAAGAAUAUUUACCUUGAGUUGUUUUAUACUUAAGAAAAACUAACACAAAUAGGACUAUGGAGAUGAUAUGCUUUUUUUAGAAAUUUGUGUUAGUUUUUUUUUGAGAUAGGAUGAUGAGUUGUUAUAUUUUACUGUUUUUAAUAUUUAUUUUAUUUGAAUAAAAUUCAAAGAAACGA
Molecule: messenger RNA, 1689 nt
Organism: Harmonia axyridis
Lineage: Eukaryota; Metazoa; Arthropoda; Insecta; Coleoptera; Coccinellidae
Gene: Sxl
Product: sex-lethal homolog
Exons: 5
Coding region: 183-815 (210 amino acids)
Cellular component (GO): ribonucleoprotein complex; cytosol
Molecular function (GO): mRNA binding
Source: RefSeq, a predicted model, not a curated record